Molecule: messenger RNA, 722 nt
Organism: Spodoptera litura
Lineage: Eukaryota; Metazoa; Arthropoda; Insecta; Lepidoptera; Noctuidae
Source: RefSeq, a predicted model, not a curated record
ACAGUUGACAAUUUUGUUCUUUUUGCCCAAGAAAUUAUCAUGUGGGCUCGUGGGCAAUAAGUUUUAAUUUUUUAAUGUUAUUUACGAUGAAUUUGUGAUUAAAUAGCAUAUAAAUGCUAUGGGCAGCGAUGAAGCUAGCGUCCAAGCGUCUGUCGCGCAUCUCGUGCUGUGCUGCGUGGCCGGGAGGGGGGUCAGUCAGCAUCAAGGCAAAUGCUUCACCCACCCGGGAAUGCAUGCCAAUUUCUUCAUACAUGGAAUACUGGGAUUCUUGCACUUCCAAAGCAACUUACUCAACAACGAUUUCAACGCAGCCUACCUCAUUAGCCUACACGCGACCCGCUACUUGGCUCUACCCUGCCUGAAUGCCGACCUUCGGAACAAUGACCAGGCGUUGGCAUCUGCGCACUUACUGUCAGGUGUGAUCCCGUUCGCACUGGCUUUGGCUGGACAAGACAAUAUCGUCUUAGGAAACUUUGUGAUUGCCUGCAAUAUAAUCUCUUUGUGCCAUUAUUCGUUGCAAAAUAAUCGUGAAUGGGGUUGGUUUACCGCAGCGGCUGGUGUGCUUGCUUACUUUUUAAGCCCAGUGACUAAGCAAAAAAUGCUUUAUCCUCUAACGUUGGGCCUCAUGCAGUAUUGUGCCUACAGAGUAUUUACCGUUCACUUCGCACCACCUCCGCCACCUCAAGGCAGACGUUGAUUAUUGUUUGUUCUUCGAAAAUAUA